CUUAGUCAACAUUCGAGUCAACCUCAAGAUUUGACGCAUUGUACUUUGUUCUUGGUUGCUCUGACUGUCCUCCGAUAGCUGGUACUGGUGUUGUGCUCCGGGUCCAUCCAGAAGCGCCGCACGCCCUCAUAGAAUUUCGUCGAACGAUCGCGGAGCUUCGAGCUCAAGCCGUGACCACGCGCGAUCUAUCGAGAAUAUAAUCAUGCGUUCUUCCGCCAUCUAACUUCCCUCGACUUUUCGUACAUUUGUAUUCAUUAUUGUACACCAUCAUGCUGACCAAUAGAGCCCAUGUCGCUGCGAGGCGCAUUGCUGCCGUCCCUCGACCAUCGAUCCGCCCUUUGCCACUAUGUCAUCUGCCAACGACGCGAUUAACACAGUCAUCCAAUCUGAUACGGCCCGCCGUUGCAGUCAGAAGUUAUGCAAGUGGUCGGUCACACCCUCCAGGUGGGACUCACCGUAGAGACCUUGGCAAUGAGGAGCAGAAGGCCGCACUCGAAGAAUUUGGUGUGGAUCUGACCGAGCGAGCACGCAGCGGAAAGCUCGACCCAGUCAUUGGUCGAGACGGCGAAAUACAACGGACGAUUCAGAUCCUCUCGAGACGAACCAAGAACAACCCUGUCGUGAUUGGACAAGCUGGUACGGGCAAGACAGCCAUUAUGGAAGGGUUAGCUCAGCGCAUCGUCAAAGGAGAUGUGCCUGAGUCGAUCAAAGACAAGCGUGUCAUAAGCCUCGAUCUUGGCUCCCUCAUCGCCGGCGCGAAGUUCCGAGGUGACUUCGAAGAGCGAUUGAAGAGAGUAUUGAAGGAGGUGGAAGAGGCGCAGAAGGGCGUUAUUCUGUUCGUCGACGAGCUGCACACACUGCUCGGUCUGGGCAAGGCUGAAGGCAGUAUUGAUGCCAGUAACCUGCUGAAGCCAGCGCUUUCCCGCGGCGAGCUCCAGCUAUGCGGCGCUACGACUCUCAAUGAGUAUCGACAAAUUGAAAAAGACGCGGCAUUGGCACGACGGUUCCAGCCUAUCUUAGUGGGCGAGCCUACCGUACAAGACACCAUCUCUAUUUUGCGUGGUAUCAAGGAGCGCUACGAAGUACACCAUGGAGUCAGAAUCACAGACCCGGCCCUGGUCGCCGCUGCAACGUACAGUAACCGAUACAUCACGGAUCGAUUCUUGCCUGACAAAGCUAUCGACUUGGUGGACGAAGCAGCAAGUGCUCUUCGUCUGCAGCAAGAAAGCAAACCGGACGCAAUUCAAGAGCUCGACCGCCAGAUCAUGACGAUCCAGAUUGAGCUGGAAUCGCUCCGCAAAGAGACAGACAUCACCAGCAAGGAGCGACGUGAACGCCUGGAGGAGACAUUGAAGCAGAAGCAAGCGGAGGUAAAGGUGCUUACUGAGAAAUGGGAGAAGGAGCGUGCUGAGCUUGACGCGAUCAAGAACGCUCAGGAGAACCUCGAGAAGGCCAAGGUCGAACUCGAGCAAGCCCGUCGCGAGGGUAACUUUGCCAAGGCAGGACAGCUGCAAUACAGCACGAUUCCUGAGCUCGAACAGAAACUGCCGAAGGACGACGAAGUAGCCGCCGGCGGUCGACCUGACUCGCUGCUGCACGACUCUGUCACCGCUGACGACAUCGCCUCCGUCGUCUCACGAACCACCGGCAUCCCGCUAUCCAAGCUCAAUGCUGGUGAUAUGGAGAAGCUCGUCCACAUGGAAGACACCCUUCGCCAGUACGUGAAGGGACAGGACGAGGCGCUCACGGCUGUGGCCAACGCAAUCCGGAUGCAAAGGGCAGGUCUGUCAGGAGAGAACAGGCCCAUCGCUUCUUUCAUGAUGUUGGGUCCUACCGGCGUGGGUAAGACUGAGGUUUGCAAGAGACUGGCGGAGUAUUUAUUCAGCACGCCUCAAGCCGUACUUCGUUUCGACAUGAGCGAGUUCAGCGAAAAGCAUACCGUUUCCCGUCUAAUUGGCUCGCCAGCUGGAUACGUUGGAUAUGAAGACGCUGGCCAGCUCACAGAGGCAGUACGACGAAAGCCAUACGCCGUUUUGUUGUUCGACGAGUUCGAAAAGGCCCACAAGGAUAUCUCGACACUGCUUCUCCAGGUACUCGACGAAGGCUUCUUGACGGACGCACAAGGCCACAAGAUUGACUUCCGAAACACUAUCAUCGUCAUGACCUCCAACCUUGGCGCAGAUAUCAUCGUCGGAGACAAUGUUGUCGACUCGGCUGGCAAGGACACAAGCGAGAUCUCACCCGAGGUUCGCGAUGCGGUCAUGGCAGUAACCCAGUCCCACUACGCACCAGAGUUCAUCAACCGACUCGAUGAGUUCAUCAUCUUCCGACGAUUGUCCCGCGAAGCGCUGCGCGACAUAGUGGACAUUAGGCUGAAGGAGCUUCAGCUGCGACUUGACGACCGUCGCAUUGUGCUCGAUUGCUCAGACGAAGUCAAGCAGUGGCUAUGCGACCGUGGCUAUGACCCAAGAUAUGGUGCGCGCCCACUGAACAGACUGAUUGCUAAGGAAGUUGGCAAUGGUCUGGCAGAUAGGAUCAUCCGAGGAGAGAUUCGGAGCGGCAACGUUGCCAAAGUCACCAUUCGCGAGGAUGGGUCUGGCCUCACCGUGGCUGCAGCAUCCUGAUUCGGACAGGCAUUUACGACGACACGACCGUACCAGAACAACUGCUCUGUACUCUUUCUUGUACAAUAUAUAACAUCACUGUAUUUUGUAGGUAGAUUUCUUCUCUGUCCAGCAUACCAAUGCAUCUUCAUUUUAUAGUCGCA
This is a messenger RNA of Macroventuria anomochaeta, 2767 nucleotides long. Its product is annotated as P-loop containing nucleoside triphosphate hydrolase protein. The transcript has 2 exons. Gene Ontology annotation, cellular component: cytoplasm; mitochondrial matrix. Gene Ontology annotation, molecular function: ATP hydrolysis activity; ATP binding. Lineage: Eukaryota; Fungi; Ascomycota; Dothideomycetes; Pleosporales; Didymellaceae. The record is from RefSeq and is a predicted model, not a curated record. Bases 270 to 2624 code for a protein of 784 amino acids. Gene Ontology annotation, biological process: cellular response to heat.